Bipolaris maydis ATCC 48331 is the source of this 215-nucleotide messenger RNA. Lineage: Eukaryota; Fungi; Ascomycota; Dothideomycetes; Pleosporales; Pleosporaceae. The record is from RefSeq and is a predicted model, not a curated record.
GUUCUCAACUGCCGACGACAAAGCUCAAGCACCAACAUGAAGGAUCCAUUGGCUCGGAUUACUGCUUGCUCACACAUCACUUGCGGAUGGCGAACCCCAGCUCCGAGCGCCAACAUACCGGUUCCAUUGCAGACACACGAACAGGACCCCUGCCUGCUGUUGAAGAGAUGGUCUAGACUUCUAGAAUGCGCCUUUUCAUCAUGAUCCGCUUUGGC